AUGUCUCAAACUACUCCGGUGCUGGGAGGACCUUUGGUCUCUUGGAAGGUGUUUUGGCUAGGCGUGGUGCCAACACUCGCCGCUGCCCUGGUCCUCCCCAGCAUCUUCGGGGCAUGGUACGUGUCAAGCGUCAUCGGUGGCCUCAUUCUUCUUUACCUUUUCGCCGAGGUGAUCAUCCUCUUCUUCUUCAAGAAUCACUUCCAGCUCUGGGCACUGCAGAGGCCCUGGAACUUCCUCGCUCGCCUCCUCCUACCACCCGUGGAGGUCAUAGACAGCCUCACAGCUGGCAGCACCUACAUCUCGAUGAUCGUAUAUGGGAAGUGGGGUAAGAACUUUUGCGCCUCUGGUCAGGUGUGGCUAGGCAGCCACGCUGAUGUCACCCAGGCCGUGCAGAAUCCCCAAGGCCGAACUUUCUGGCUGGGCGAGCACCCCUUGCUGCCAAGCAACUUGCCUCGCGGGGAGUCUGGUCGCUGUGUCUUCCUACUGAGCCUCUCCAGCAAGGCUGCGGGGGGCACCGGGGACCACGAGGCCUUCCGCCAGUGCGUAGUAGACACCGUUUUGAACGAGGCCUCCGUGGCCAGGGAGGCCGAUGAGAUGUCCCAGCGACUUUUUGAGCAGUGUGCUGAAGACUUCAUGAAACAAGAUACCGGCUUUGACUUCUAUACUGGAGCGGACGGUGGCAACCAGGAAUUCUGGACCAAGUAUCUUCAUCAUGUACUCUUUGGGUUGGACAUCGAAGAUAAGGAGGUGAUGACCACACUCAAUGCCUUCUACGCAGGGCAGUCCAGCUUGAUGCACUACCUGGACCCCAUGGGCCAUCUCUUUUCCCAGCACGAGAAGAUCGCUAAGGUCGCAGACCUCUACGAGAAGUCCCCGGCAUUCAGCAACUUCGAGGUCAAGCCGGAGUACAACAACAUGACUGCCAAAGAGCUAGCCCUGCUCAUGUCAAGCAUCAUACGGAUCGCGGGCGUCCAGGGCUCUCGCAUGUUCACUUGGCUUUGUACUUCUGGCGUCCAGCAUGGCAAUCUCCUAAUCGAUGCCCGCACCGUUUGGGACUCCCUGGAUCUGGAGGACGAGGACGAAGUUUUGCGGUACAUCCUCGAGGUCGCUCGUCUCUCCCCUCCCGUCACGGUCUCCCACCGCGUCGCUACGGAGCCCUCCUCCUGUGACAUUGCAGGCCGGACAUACAGCUUUCCGAAAGGCACCAAAGUGGGCACCCCCCUCUUUUUGGCCAACAUCGAUCCCGUCGUCUGGGGUGCGGACGCAUUGGACUUUAAUCAUAAGCGCCAGGGCCUCAAGGAAAACCACACCGGCUUCAACGCUGUAAAUGGGCUGGGACCGCGCGAAUGUCCAGGCAAAGACCUUGUGCUCAGAAGCAUGGUUCGCCUGCUGCAGGUCAUCGGCAAGAAGAGGAGGCAGCCAAGCACCAGCCCACAAAGUGUUUGA
This is a messenger RNA of Symbiodinium necroappetens, 1446 nucleotides long. The record is from the annotation of a GenBank genome assembly. Lineage: Eukaryota; Dinophyceae; Suessiales; Symbiodiniaceae.